GGCCGCUGCAGGGCAACACCCCGGCGUCCCUGGAAGCGGGGUGCCGGGGUGGUGCUGGGAAGGCUGCGCAGACCCCGGAACCGUCGCCCAGAACUUCCCGGGGUAGCGGAUAGGUGUUUGAGCCCAGACCAAUCAUGGCCGCACGACCCAUCCGCAUUGGAGACCAGCUGGUCCUGGAGGAAAAUUACGAUGAGACCUACAUUCCCAGUGAACAAGAAAUUCUUGAAUUUGCCAGAGAGAUUGGUAUCGAUCCCAUCAAGGAACCGGAACUGAUGUGGCUGGCAAGGGAGGGCAUUGUGGCCCCACUGCCUGUGGAGUGGAAACCCUGCCAGGACAUCACAGGUGACAUUUACUAUUUCAACUUUGCUAAUGGGCAAUCCACGUGGGACCAUCCAUGUGAUGAGCACUAUCGGAACUUGGUGAUCCAAGAGCGGGGGAAGCUGUCAACUCCUGGGGCCAUUAAGAAGAAAGACAAAAAAAAGAAAAAGGAAAAGAAAGACAAGAAGGACAGAGAGACCUCCAAAAAUGUCCUGGCCCUGGGUUCCUCAUUAGCCCCAGUUCACGCUCCUCUUGGGGGCCUGGCUCCUUUACGAGGCCUUGUGGAUGCCCUACCCCCUACUCUUUGUGGAUCUCAAAAUCUGAGCCUGGGGAGCUCAGUGGAGUCUGGUCAGCUUGGAGAACACAGGCAGGGACUCAAGACAUCAGCCUUUGCAAAAGGUCUCUUGGGCUCUAUUCACGAGGACAAGAAUACUCUCAACCUCUUGGCUUUAGGGGUGGAGAACGAAGAGGAGGAGAGUGAAAACCAGAGUGUCCGGAGCUCAAGUGAGCUCCUUAAGAACUUGCACCUGGAUGUUGGAGCCCUUGGGGACGACUUUGAGUAUGAGGAGUCUCCAAGAACAAGCGAGCCAGGGGAGAAGAAGGUUGUUUCUCCGGAUUCAGAUGCUUCAGGUCUCCUUACUUCUAGCAAGCAUUUCAGCCAAGGUGCAGACAGCAGUCUGAGCAGUGCUGAUGGCAAAGGACGACAGGGAAGAGGGGCAAGUCCUGGGCUCCCAGAAAAAGCAGAGAAUGAGAAGAGCGAACCUGGGGCUUCCAGGAGUUUGGUGCCCUCCAAGGUGGGCCCAGGGGGUGAUGAGUCUGCCAAAGCUUCUAAAAAGGAGGCACCAGAGGACACAGUGAAUGCAGGAGAGGAGUGUUCCAGGAGAGAAGAGGUGAAGGAGACAAAGAAGGAAUCGUCUGCCCCAAAAGAGAGUAGAUCAGAUGCCAGCCAGGAGUCAGAGAUCAGUGAACAAGUGAAGGAACUGCAGCUCUCAGAGUCCACAGCUUCUGACCUCAAGUCCUUCUGUGGCCUGGACUUUGGUUUUCGCAGCCGGAUCUCAGAGAACCUGCAGGAUGUUGACAUGCUCUCUCCGGUACUGGAUGGAGCCCAGAGGGAGGCUCAGGAGAUAGGAAAAGAAGACAAGGAUGACAACCAGUCCAACCAGGAUGAGCUACAGAGCAAGCAGUCGGAAGGCCUGGAGAGGUUAUCUCCUCCACUUCUGCAUGGGGAACAGCUCCAGAGUCCCCUUCAUAGCCAGUCUACUGAAGAGGGGCCCUUGCAGUCCCCUCAGCGGCAGCCUGAAUGGAAGGAGGCCGAGGAACCUGGGGAGGACUCUGUAGCCAGCCCCAGCCCACUGGUUUCCCUUCAGAGGGAGCUGGCCCCAAGCCUGUCUGCCACCCAUGAGAGGGGCAAGGAGCAGCACUCCCAGGCCGAGGAGCUGGGCCCUCGGCAGGAAGAGGCAGAGGAGCUCAAGGAGAAGGUGGCGGUCAGUCCUACCCCACCGGUCUCUCCAGAGGUGCAAUCCAUAGAGCCUGUGGCUCCCCCAAAGCAGCUCUCAGAGGCUACACUAAAGGCCAUGGAAGAGGCUGUGGCCCAAGAACUUGAGCAAGAGGAGAGGCGGCUGUUGGAAUCCAAGCAAGAAAAGAUGCAGCAGCUGCUGGAGAAACUGCAGCGGGAAGAGGAAGAGGAGAUGCUCUGGCUUCACCAGCAGAAAGAGAAGGCGCUCAGUUCCCUGAAGGAGCAGCUGCAGAAAGCCACCCAGGAGGAGGAGGCCCGGAUGAGAGAGGAGGAAAGCCAGAGGCUAUCCCGGCUCCAAGCCCAGGUCCAGGCCAGUGCAGAAACAGACGCGGACCGAAUCAGGGCCGAGCAGGAGGCUUCCCUGCAGAGGCUGAGAGAAGAAUUAGAGUCUCAGCGGACGGCUGAGAGGGCUAGCUUGGAACAGAAAAACAGGCAAAUGCUGGUGCAGCUCAAGGAGGAGAUGGAGGCAUCGGAGAAGAGUGAGCAGAUUGCCCUGAAUGCCAGGAAGGAGAAGGCUCUGCGGCAGCUGCAGGAGCAGCUGGAAAGGGAAAGGAAAGAAGUGGUGGCAAGGCUAGAGAAGGAGCACAGUGCUGAGCUGGAGCAGCUUUGCUCCUCACUGGAGACCAAGCACCAGGAGGUGGUCUCCAGCCUCCAGAAAAAGAUAGAGGAAGUUCAGUAUAAAGAGGAGGCCCAUCUGCAGGAGAGCCUUGGGCGGGUAGAGCAGAGAGCUUUCCAGAAGGUUCACCAAGUGAUUGAGUAUGAGCAAGAGCUCAGCAGUCUCCUACGAGAGAAGCGCCAAGAAAUAGAAAGGGAGCACGAGAGGAAGCUGGACAAGAUGAAGGGGGAGCACCAGCAAGUGGUGGAGGAGGCCAGGGAGCAGUACGAAGCCGAGGAGAGGAAGCAGCGGGCUGACCUCCUGGGGCACCUGACUGCGGAGCUAGAGCGCCUCCGGAAGGCCCAUGAGCGAGAGUUGGAGACCAUGAAGCAGGAGCAGGAGAAGCAUCUGGAGGACUUGCGGCGCCGGCACCGGGAGCAGGAAAGGAAGUUCCACGAUUUAGAGAUGGAAUUGGAAAUGAGAACUAAAGAUGUCAAGGCCAGAUUGGCUCAGCUGGAUGUUCAGGAGGAGACUGCCCGGAAGGAGAAGCAGCAGCUGCUCCAUGUGCAGCGGCAGGUUGCUCUGGAGAACGAGGAAGCCACAGCCACCCAUCAGCACCUGGAGGAGGCAAGGAAGGAGCAUGCCCACCUGUUAGAGUCAAACCGGCACCUCCGAAGAAUUCUUGACAAACUUCGGUCUCGCAAGUUGGAGAUGGAGUCCCAAGUGGACCUGCUGCAGACUCAGAGUCAGAGACUGCAGAAACGCAUCAGCAACCUGGAGGCAGAAGCGCAGAGGAAGCAGGACCUGUUGAAAGAGCUGGCCGUUGAGGAGAGUAAUGUUUCCUCACAUUUUGAGCCGGAACUCCACAUUGAGGACCUGAGGAAAUCUCUUGGGAUGAACCAAGCCAAAGAGGUGUCCUCUACUCUUUCUCAGAGCAAGGAGGACUUGUCCUUGGACAGUGUGCGGCACUACAUCUCUGCUGAGGGGGUAGCCCUCCGUAAUGCCAAGGAGUUUCUGCUGCAGCAGACACGCUCUAUGCGGAGGCGGCAGACAGCUCUGAAAGCUGCGCAGCAGCACUGGCGCCAUGAGCUGGCCUGUGCUCAGGAUGUGGCCGAAGACUCAACAGACACCAAGGCCUUGGGAGAUGUGCGCAGGAACCUGGAGGAGGAGACCAGGCACCUGGAUGAGAUGAAGUUGGCUAUGCGGAAAGGCCAUAACCUGCUGAAGAAGAAAGAGGAGAAGCUGAAUCAGCUGGAGUCCUCCCUGCGGGAAGAGGACUUAGGCGAGGACACUUUGAAAGAGUCUCCCACCAAGAAGGUGACCUUCGAUCUCAGUGACUUGGAUGGCACAAGCAGUGAAAGUUCCGAUUCUUCCUCUCCGCCUCGCAGCUUGUCCCCAAGUCCCAUCUUUCCCGACAAGAUCCAUGACCUGAGCAGCUCCCUGCAGCGGAUCAGCAGCCAGCUGAACACCGUCCUGGGCCUCCUGGGCAGCCUCAGUGCUCAGCCACCACCGCUUUUCACAUCCACGCCAGCAAACUUCUCCCUCCGGGCCCUCAAGAGCACCUCCACUCCCACCUACUGCCCCUCCUUGGCCAGGGCCUCGGCCUCAUCCCCUGUGACACCCACAUCCACGCAGUGGGCCUGGGACCCGGGGCUGGGCCCUAGGCUCUCCUCUUCCAUGGCUCAAACAGUAGAUGACUUCCUGCUGGAGAAGUGGCGCAAAUACUUUCCAUCAGGCAUCCCACUGCUGAACAACAGCCCUGCCCCCCUGGAGAACAGGCUGGGUUACGUAUCUGCCAGUGAGCAGCUCCGCCUCCUGCAGCGCCCACAUUCCCAAAUCCCCGAAGGGGGCAGCACCAACUUUCAGGGCAUGAUCGAGGCUAACCGAAAGUGGCUAGAAAAUUUCAAGAACGACUCCAAGUUACAUCUCUUCUCCUCGGUGCCCAAGCCAACAGCCACUUCCAGCCUCCUGCAGCUGGGCCUGGAUGAGAAGAGAAGGCUGAAGGUGUUUCACUAUUGAGUCUCUGAAUGGGGACGUGGGACAGCCUGGCCUCUCCUCC
Molecule: messenger RNA, 4488 nt
Organism: Nycticebus coucang (slow loris)
Lineage: Eukaryota; Metazoa; Chordata; Mammalia; Primates; Lorisidae
Gene: CEP164
Product: centrosomal protein 164
Exons: 32
Coding region: 135-4448 (1437 amino acids)
Molecular function (GO): protein binding
Source: RefSeq, a predicted model, not a curated record